AUGAGUUUAUCAAGCGCUGCUGUUCGCAGAGCUAUGCAAGUUAUGGACAGGACAGGACAGGAGAUUCCCGUGAAUGAAAUUGAGUCUGCGCUCCACGAUAUCCUACAAGAAAAGUCGAAUCCUGUCCAAAUUGGUGCCUUUCUUACAGCCAUGCGUUUAACAAGAGUUGAACAGCGCCCCGAGGUUUUAAUGUCGACAGUCAAUGUUAUUCGGUCGUAUUCGAUUCCGGUUGAAGGUAUAUCUUCCAUACAACCGAAAUUCAUUGAUAUAGUUGGCACAGGAGGCGAUGGUCAUAAUACCUUUAAUGUCAGCACUGCUUCCGCUAUUAUCGCUGCUGGUGCAGGAGCACACGUUUGCAAGCAUGGAAACAAGGCCUCUACUUCGUCCAGUGGAUCUGCUGAUCUGCUAAUGUCGUUUGGUUGUGAUUUACUGAAUGUCACUGCGAAAAAUCUGAUUGCCAUCACAGAUGAAUCGAAAUUCUCGUUUUUAUUUGCUCCUCAAUGUCAUCCGAGACUGAAGGUGGUUGCCCCGGUCCGUAAAGAAAUUGGUGUUCCUUCCAUAUUCAACCUAGUCGGUCCUUUGCUCAAUCCCGUGCCAACUUAUGCUCGUAUUAUCGGUGUGAGUCACCCGAGUCUUGUACCAACAUUUGCUCGAGCUCUUUUGCUUCUCGGUGCUGAUCGUUCUUUCGUAGUAUGUGGUGAGGAAGGUUUGGAUGAAAUUUCUCCUGCUGGUCCUACUCAUGCCUGGUUGGUUAAGGAUGGUCAAAUUACUCAAAUGAUUUUAACUCCUGAGUCAUUCCAUCUUCCUCGUCAUCCUUUAUCUAGUGUUGCUAGCGGAACCCCAUCUGCUAAUGCUGUGCUUCUUGAAAAGAUGUUAUCCAAUAUGCUCCCUAAAAACCAUCCUGUCUUGGAUUAUGUCUUGAUAAAUACAGCUAUGCUAUUACAUGUUGCCGGACUAGCAGAAUCUUUGCAUGAUGGUGUAUUACUUGCUCAAGAAAGCAUUGCUUCACAUGCUGCUCUGCGUGAGCUUGAGAGAUUCGCAUCAGCCACUCAAAACUUUGAAUAA
Messenger RNA from Schizosaccharomyces osmophilus, 1065 nucleotides. It is a transcript of the gene trp4, whose product is annotated as phosphoribosylanthranilate transferase Trp4. NCBI's taxonomy places the organism in Eukaryota, Fungi, Ascomycota, Schizosaccharomycetes, Schizosaccharomycetales, Schizosaccharomycetaceae. Gene Ontology annotation, cellular component: cytosol. The record is from RefSeq and is a predicted model, not a curated record. Gene Ontology annotation, biological process: L-tryptophan biosynthetic process. Bases 1 to 1065 code for a protein of 354 amino acids. The transcript has a single exon. Gene Ontology annotation, molecular function: anthranilate phosphoribosyltransferase activity.